AAGUUUUACAUACAGGAAGGCAAAGCAGGGGGCAGCACCAGAGAAGAGAAGGAUUUGAACAGGAUUCAAACAGGACAAGGCGAACACUGGCAGGAACAGAGACAGCCUAUAUCUCCUACAUUUAACAUUUAAUUGAAUCAAUUUAGUUUCGUGUUAUUUUCAUUAUGAGGUUAAAAAUAGGUUUUAUUUUGCGCAGUUUGCUAAUCGUGGGCACUUUUAUAGGUUUGAUUGUGCUCUGGUCAUCUCGUACACCCAAAUCCAGCGACGAGAAACCAUUUGCUCAAGUGGAAGAAAGACUUGCCAGCAAUCCUCUGCCCAAUGUGAACGACUUGGAAAAAUUUAAUCCUGUGGUCCCCUGGCCUCAUGUAGAAGGGGUUGAAGUUGACCUAGAGUCCAUCCGACAAAAGAGUGAUGGUAAAAAAGGACCACCUGAUCCCCCGCAAGCUGGUGCAGAUGAUCAACAGAAUAUAAUGCAGAAACAGUAUGUCAACUUUAAGCCACAGAAACAUGUCUACCCAGAUCCUAUAUUGAGACCUGGAGUGUUGGGAAACUUUGAACUGAAAGAACCUGAGCCCCAAGGAGUGUCUGGUGGUCCAGGUGAGGGAGCAAAGCCAUUCGUGCUUGGGCCAGAUUACAAAGAUGCCAUCCAAGCUAGUGUCAAAGAGUUUGGCUUCAACAUGGUGGCAAGCGAUAUGAUCUCCCUGGAACGCACUAUAAGUGACCUGCGCCAUGAAGAGUGCAAGUUCUGGCAUUAUGAUGAGAACUUGCUUACUAGCAGUAUUGUUAUUGUCUUCCAUAAUGAAGGAUGGUCCACCUUAAUGAGAACUGUGCAUAGCGUUAUUAAACGGACACCUAGAAGAUACCUAGCGGAAAUUGUACUGAUUGAUGACUUCAGUAAUAAAGUUCACUUGAAAGAAAAAUUGGAGGAAUACAUAAAGCAGUGGAAUGGCUUGGUAAAAUUGUUUCGAAACGAGAGGAGAGAGGGCUUAAUUCAAGCAAGGAGCAUUGGGGCAAAAAAUGCUGUGCUUGGCCAGGUGCUGAUCUAUCUGGAUGCUCAUUGUGAAGUGGGAUCUAACUGGUAUGCACCACUAGUGGCUCCUAUCACUAAGGACAGAACCAUAUGUACAGUUCCUUUAAUAGAUUACAUAGAUGGAAAUGAUUAUACCAUUGAACCCCAGCAAGGUGGGGAUGAAGAUGGUUUUGCCAGAGGAGCCUGGGACUGGAGUUUGUUGUGGAAACGUGUGCCCUUAAGCAGCAAGGAAAAGGCUAAAAGAAAUCAUAAAAGUGAACCUUAUCGGUCCCCAGCGAUGGCUGGUGGAUUAUUUGCCAUUGAACGAGAUUUCUUCUUUGAACUGGGAUUAUAUGAUCCAGGUCUGCAAAUCUGGGGAGGAGAAAACUUUGAGAUUUCCUUCAAGAUUUGGCAGUGUGGAGGCCAGCUGCUAUUUGUGCCAUGUUCUCGGGUUGGACAUAUUUAUCGUCUCAAGGGGUGGCAAGGAAAUCCACCCCCUGCUCAUGUGGGUUCAUCCCCAACGCUGAAGAAUUAUGUCCGUGUUGUGGAAGUUUGGUGGGAUGAUUACAAGGACUAUUUCUACGCAAGCCGUCCUGAGACUAAAGCUCUAGCCUACGGAGAUAUUUCAGAGCUGAAAAAAUUCCGUGAAGAACACAACUGUAAAAGUUUUCGUUGGUUCAUGGAGGAAAUUGCCUAUGAUAUUCCAGAGCACUAUCCACUGCCUGCAAAAAAUGUGGAGUGGGGAGAGAUAAGGGGAUUUGAAAGCAAUUACUGUAUAGACAGUAUGGGUCACACCAAUGGGGGCUUUGUGGAAAUGGGGCCUUGCCACAGGAUGGGAGGAAACCAGCUUUUCAGACUCAAUGAAGCUAACCAGUUAAUGCAAUAUGACCAGUGCUUGACAAGUGGAUCUGAGUCCAAGGUUAUGAUAAGUCACUGUAGCUUGAAACAGUUUACAGAAUGGCAAUAUUUCAAGGGUUUGCACAGGUUUACACAUACACCUACAGGGAAAUGUCUAGAUCGUUCAGAGGUUCUUCAUCAGGUCUUUAUAUCAGAUUGUGACACAAACAAAAGUACACAGAAGUGGGAGAUGAACAACAUACUGUCUGUUUGAAAAACUGGACGUGCAGGACUGAAAACAAAAGUAACCUGUACAACUGCUGCACAUAGGAAUUUUUGAAGUGUAAAUAUUUUAAUGAAGGGGGAACUCUGGUAAUAGGCUCUUCAUUCAUGAAUUGUUUACAAAAUCGAUCAUUUGAAUGUUUCACCUUUUUAAGUCUUCAGAUGAUGCUUACAUAGUGUCCCCUUGGUUUCUUCUUACACCGUAAGCCUAUCUGUAAAGGGACAACUUUUCUUUGGGGUUUUGUUCAGGGGUCUACAAAUAUGUGGCUUUAUUAAAAAAUUGUGCAUUUAAAUUAUGGAUGGGAGUCAAUGCAGUUAUCCAGACAGAUCAUUUAAAAUACCUGUUUAAAAAUCCAAAAGCACUACCAAUGGUUUGGUUCUUUUAAAUCUCAUUUUUGUUUUUGUUCUUGGUUAUGUUCAAACACUACUGGGCUGAUAAAUUACACCCCAGAGGGAAGUGGUGGACUCUUGCCUCAUCCACUGGAAACUUCAGUGUUCUUUUAUAUCUGAGUCGUGUACAUGGAGAGGGCAUUUGUUGACGUAUAUUUUGCCGUUUUGGAAAGCAGUGACACUUUAUCAAUUAAUGUGGUCACUUUCAAAUAAAGUACUGCCAUUUAAUCAUGCUGUGCAUUUUUUUCUUUUUAGUGGGGAGGGUUCAUAUCUUGUCACCAAAGUGACAAUUUAUAUAAACUUGCGGUGGCUUUCAGUAGAAAUGUUGUCUAACUUGUUAAAGAAAAUAUGUAUUCGGCUCAUACAGAAAGUUUGAAUUAUUAUACAAGCGAAGACUCUACUUGUCCCCACGUAAACCAAUUAAUUGUUCAUUGCGUCCAUUUCAAUUUUCACAUGAACAGCCUGAUUUUGUGUUGACUAAAAUGUAAAAAUGCACUGUAAAUGUUUUAUUCCAUACUCUGAUUUAUAUGAAGAUAAUUGCUAGAACGGGUACAUAUUUUAAAUAAGAAAUAUUUAAAUUCAUACCAUCUUAAAAAGAUGAAUUGUUCAUUGAAGGUCAAAUAAUAUCUGAAUCACUGAAACAGUAGUAAAUUACAUGGAUGUUAAAACAAAUACUUGUCUACAGGGCAAGCUAUGCAUAACUAGUUGAACGUAUGCAAAUUUUUAUCAAAUGUAAAUAUAGAUGCUGUUUCUAUAUAAAUGAACUACUUGAGAUUUACAAUGGGUCUUUUAAUGAAGGUGUAUAUGUAUGUAUGUCUUUUGUCUAUGGGGAAAUAAAUUUAUCUUUUUA
This is a messenger RNA of Polyodon spathula (Mississippi paddlefish), 3368 nucleotides long. RefSeq names its product N-acetylgalactosaminyltransferase 7-like. The coding region runs from base 165 to 2120 and encodes 651 amino acids. Lineage: Eukaryota; Metazoa; Chordata; Actinopteri; Acipenseriformes; Polyodontidae. Gene Ontology annotation, cellular component: Golgi apparatus. The transcript has 12 exons. The record is from RefSeq and is a predicted model, not a curated record.